UUUUCCUCUGUAUAAAUACCUUCCCCUAACUGCUUUGAAACUCCAUUGAUCAAAACACCAAAGCAAACUAGUUCAAAAACUUAGAAAAAAACCAAAGAAAACAUAGUAAUCGAUUAUUGGAGAAUAUGGGGUCAGAAUGGUCUAUAUUAGGGACAUUCACCGCAACCAUUAUGAUAGCCUACACUGUGAUUGACAAGUUCGUCCCAACCCAUAUCCGUUCCUAUGCCCUAAUAUAUGUCCACAAACUAAUAGGCUUUCUGUCUCCUUAUAUUCACAUCACUUUCCCUGAAUUCUCAGGCGAACGUCUCCAACGCAGUGAGCUUUUCACCGCCAUCCAAACCUACCUCAUCCAAAACUCUUCUCAGAGAGCCAGAAAACUCAAAGCCGAACCCGCCAACGACAGCCACAACAAGUUCCUUCUCUCCAUGGAUGACAACGAAGAGAUUACGGAGACUUUCCAAGGAGUUAAGGUCUGGUGGGUUUCUAACAAAACCAUGAACAAAUCACAGUCGAUUUCCUUUUACCCUAGCUCCGACGAGAAGAGGUUCUACACGCUCACCUUUCACAAGCGCCACAGAGACCUUAUCGCAAGCUCUUACAUCACACAUGUAUUGGAACAAGGAAAGUCGUUGAAAUUAAAGAACCGGCAGCUGAAGCUGUACACCAACAGCUGUCACACCAGUUGGGGCGGAUACAGAAAAUCCAAGUGGAGCCAUGUUGUCUUCGAGCACCCUGCGAGGUUCGAAACCCUAGCCAUGGAUAAAAAAGCUAAAGAAGAGAUUAUAGACGAUCUUGACACGUUCCAGAACGGAAAAGAGUAUUAUAAAAAGAUUGGAAAAGCUUGGAAGCGUGGUUAUUUGCUGUAUGGCCCUCCGGGUACUGGGAAAUCUACCAUGAUAGCUGCUAUGGCGAAUUUCAUGUACUAUGAUGUGUAUGAUCUUGAGUUGACGGCGGUGAAGGAUAACACGCAGUUGAGAACUUUGUUGAUUGAGACAACAAGUAAGUCUAUUAUUGUGAUUGAGGACAUUGAUUGUUCUCUUGAUCUUACUGGGAAGAGGGUGGUUAAAAAGGGGAAGGAAAAGAGUGAGGAUGCGAAAGAUCCUGUGAAGAAGACUGAACAAGAAGAGAAUAAUAAUGAGAGUAAGGUGACUUUGUCGGGUUUGUUGAAUUGCAUUGAUGGGAUUUGGUCGGGUUGUGCUGGAGAGAGGAUCAUUGUUUUCACAACAAACUAUUUGGACAAGCUUGAUCCUGCUCUUAUUAGGAGUGGGAGGAUGGACAAGAAAAUUGAGUUGUCUUAUUGUUGUUAUGAGGCUUUUAAGGUUCUUGCUAAGAAUUAUUUGGAUGUUGAUCAUCAUGAUUUGUUUCAUGAUGUUGAGGGGUUGUUGGAAAAGACCAAUAUGACACCUGCUGAUGUUGCCGAGAAUAUGAUGCCUAAGUCGAAGGGUGAUAAUGUUGAGACAUGCUUGAAGAAGUUGAUUGAAUCUCUUGAGAAGGCCAAGAAGAAGCAAGAGGAAGAAGCACGAAAGAAGGAAGAGGAGGAGAAGGAACAGCUAGCAAUGGAAGAGGCGAAAGAGAGUGAUGAGAAAGCUGGGAAAGAGGUGAAGGAGAAUGGUUUCGUCCAUUGAUUUGGAAAAAGGAUUAAAAUAAAGAUUGAGAUUAACAUAUGCAUAUGCUUCUGCUAUGCUGGGCUGUGAAUAAUAUUCUAUUAGGAACAUAUGAUUUGAGUGUGAAAUAUAUAAUGAUUUGUAUCUAUAUUAUGUAUUAAGUAAUAGACGUGUAUGGUGGUCAGCAUAUAUAUUAGGACUUCAUUUUGUAUGAAUUCUAUAUUAAAAAAAUGUAUAAGCUAUCUAUGUGCUACCGUAUAAGCUAUCUAUGUGCUAGUAUAUUAGAAGUUGGUUCGAUGUAUAUGGCUGUGUGGAUUGUAUUGUAUCUGGAUUUCAAUGUGAAUUGAAUGGUUUGUAUAUUA
Messenger RNA from Glycine soja, 1966 nucleotides. Its product is annotated as AAA-ATPase ASD, mitochondrial-like. NCBI's taxonomy places the organism in Eukaryota, Viridiplantae, Streptophyta, Magnoliopsida, Fabales, Fabaceae. Gene Ontology annotation, molecular function: ATP hydrolysis activity; ATP binding. The record is from RefSeq and is a predicted model, not a curated record. The coding region runs from base 126 to 1625 and encodes 499 amino acids. The transcript has a single exon.